UAUAACAAAAAUAAGGUUGGUGUAAGGGGCGAGGAAAUGCAAUGAAUAGUUGUGGUGAUCAUAAAACACCAAAACAUGUAUGUGUGUGAAGUCCUUGUGAGGGUAUAUAAAUGAUAAAAACUCUCUGGUGUGUCUCCAUUUGUGCGUGUUGCUUUGAUUUCAUUGAUGUUUGUCUCACCCCUUCUCUCCCUCUCCGGUUUCUCUCCCCUUUUCCCUCCUUGUGAAGCCCUGACAGGCGCAGCAGCCACAGCCAGGACCUUCACUGUGCUCGUGCACGUGUCGUGCACACCGUCACCUACCACAUUCCCAUUCUGCUGCAGGUGCUGUCGCAGGCCUUGGCCCCGCCCACAGGGCAAACUCAAUUCAAGCAGAAAGUGUUCAGUCAGUGUCUGUCAGUUUGUCAGGAGCAGCGGGAGGACUAAGAGGCAACGUGAACAGGGACUGGGAUUAGAGGAGAAUCCCGGACCAGAAGAACUUUGGAGGUUCGCUGUUUGGAGUAAGGAGCUGACCUUUGACCUCGAGCAGCUGCAAAGACGCACGGAACAGGAGCUUGACAACAUACAGUCACAACUCCUACACAUCCAAGAUCACCAGCAGGUGUUAAGAUCUGAGCUUCUUAAACUUCAUCAGAAGAAGAAGGAGACUGAGGAGCAACUGAAGGGAGCAUUUAACGUCCAGAAAACCACAUUCCAGUUGUGUGCUCAUCAGGAGCUUCAGGCCCUCAUUACUGAGCGUUUGGUCCAGUCAGAGGGACUGGUCUUCCAGGAGGAGGCACUGUGCACCCUCCAUCAUCUGUUAACCCAAGACCUAAGGCGGUACCAGAAGGAGACACAGAGACUGACCCAAUUCACAGAGAAAAUACAGCAACACUCCUACAGCUCGGAGGUAGAGCAAAACGUCAUUUACAGAGGUGGUGACUGCAGCGUGCAGAGAAAGAGUGAAACGGAACAGCACAACAACAUGACAACAAGCAAAGAAGAUCUGACCUGGAAAGCCCUUUAUAAGAUCCCGUCUCCACGCGUGAUCUAUAGGUCAAAUCUGCGUAGAUGUGGAAGUGUGAAAGACCUCAUUUAUAAAUUCUCUGGUCCAGAUUCUGUCUCAGCUUACGGUACUCUACAAAGACCUUCUUCUGGCCUGGCACAGUCUACGAAGUGGGCAUCCACAGAGGCUGUAAAUUCUAAUUCUAAACCAUUGAGCAACAUUGAAAGUCCAGUGCCGAGCAUCACUGUGACGCCCCCACUAAAAGAAGAGUUCCAGUCCAUUGACAGAAGCUUGAAAACCACUCAGAUCACUGCAAGGAUUGAUUGUCCAGUAGAAGGCGAUCUUGAGAAGAUUGUUUCACCAGCAAAAAGUAAAACACAGGCCACAGACUGUGGUGGAGACUCCAUGGCGGACUCUGGCAUGGGAUCGGAGUCUGAAUUGGAUAAGCAACCUGACAGUCCAACACUGGAAGAACCUUCAACACCCAGAGUCCUGUCCAUCAACCAGAACCCAAAAUAUCAGCUGUUCCUCAGCAAUGAGCUGAGGACCAACGGAGUGAGUAGCAACAGGGAGGCAGAGGCCCCGGUAGUCAGUGCACCCAUGGCAGAGAAUGGCCCCAAGAUGUCCCGGUGGGAUAACACUAGACUGGGGCCAAAUCACUACAAAGGAUCUCUGGAGUCUCUGACCUCAAGGGACUGGGACACAACAUCUGACAGGCUGGGUGUUGUCGACAGCCCUCCCAGAGCUUUUAACAGUCCCUACAUAACAACUGCCUCCAUGGAGUACAACCCCAUGCAUCGAAUGUCAGAGUUCAAGGUCCAGGGUGGACUCUCUCCUGCCACUUCAGAAAUGAACCUCUACAGUAUGAACUACCGCAGCACUAGUCCAGUGGGCGUGGCAGCCACAGCCAAUCUUGUUGCUCCUCGUACCAGAUUCUCCACCUAUGACACUCUGAGGAGAAGACCAGAGGUCAACACGCAGCUCAACCCUGCGGUAUCCACUCACUACAGUAUGCGUUCUGCCACCCUGGGGGCCCCCAAUAAAAAGGACUACAUUGAGGAACUGACCAAACAGCUGGACUCCUGUCAGAAGAGAAACCAAUUCCUGGAGGCAGAGAGCGUGGAGAUGGAGAAGGAGAGGAACCAGAUCAGGUUUGAGAUGCGUGCUCUGCUGGUCAACAACGAGGAUCUUCUGAGAACCAACACUCAGCUGAGCAACGAGAUGAAGAGGAUGAGGGAACAGAUGCUGGAGAUAGAGAGAGAGAACCAGUCUUUGGCAGAGAAGUACAGAGAGAUGGAGAUCGAGGUGAGAGAGGCACGGGACAUCAUGGUCGAGGCCAACACUCAGGAAUAUGCCUUCAACUUCCUGCAGCAGUCGCUGAAAAACAAGAUCCAAGACGCAGAGGACAACCUGGAUAAACAAACCCUGCACGCUCAGAAUCUGGCUGAAAAACUGUGGCUAACAGAGAGACAACUGGAGGAGCUGGAAGUUGACAAAGACACCAAGGAUAAGAAGACAUCUGAGCUCAACGCCACCAUCUUUAGGAUGGAAACUGAGCUGAGUGAGGCUCUGCAGGUGUCCACUCAGGCCACAGCAGAGAUAAACCUACAGAAGAAGCUGCGAGAGGAUGCACAGUUGAGGGUGGAGGAGCUAGAGGAGUCUCUGCUGGAAAAAGACCAGGAGCUGCAGAGACACCAGGUCCUCGUCAGCCGGCUGCAGGGAGAGGUCUCUGGUAAGCUUAUUGACAAGGAGCGCACCCUGGAGGAAGAGAUUCAGCUGAGAGAAAGGUUACAGCUGCAGUGUAAGCAGGCGGAGAGGACGGUGGAAGACCUGCACAUGGAGCUGCAGGCAACCAACCAGUCCAAGGACGACCUGUCCAAACAGCUCAAAGUGGCUCAGGAGAAGAUGAUUGACCUGGAAAGUGAUCUGGAGGAGCUACAUGAAAGUGAGCAGAGAUGGGCUGCCAAACAUAAGAGGACGAUUGAACAGACGGAGCAGCUGCAGCUCAAGCUGAUUCAGGAGAAAGAUCUCAACGAUCAGCUGGAAAUUGAGAAAUCCUCCAUGGAGAGACAGUUGCGGGAGAUGCGUCUGGAGUUGGAGGAGAUGCACAGCUCCAGAGUUCAGGAGGACGUGAUCUCCAAGGCAGAGAGCCGAGUCAAAGAGCUGGAAAACUUCCUGAGGACGGAGGAGAGAAACAAAGCUGUUCUGACAAGCACCAUUAGUAAACUGGAGAGAAGGAUCAACGAGCUGAGUGAUCAGAUGGAGGAUGAACACAGGAUAGCCAAUGAGCAGAAGGAUCUGAUGAACCAGAGGAUCCGCUCCCUGAAGCGCCAGCUGAACGAGGUGGAGGAGGAGGCGAGCAGGAAGGACGCGCAGUACCGCCACACCCAGAGGGAGCUCACCGACGAGAGGGAGACAAACAGCCGACUGCAGAAACAACUGCUGGACCAACACCUUCAGACAAAACGUAAGGAAGCUCUGACUAUUCGUCAAACCCUGGACAACCUGAGGUUUGACUUGAGCGUCGAUGACGAGGACGAAGGACAGCAGCAGGUGUCCUCGGCCGUUGAACCAUCACAAGAACAGGCAGAAACCAUGACCAACGUCUGAAACAAAAGAACUUUGUAGGUAACCUGUAACCAGUCUCCCUGGAACUAUUUAAUUUUUUUUUUUUAUUCUUUAAACUAUUACCCAGACCUUUUAGGUGCCACCCCCUCCUGGUGGCUUUAGAGAACUGCCCCAAUUCCAAUUCAUUUUUGUCUUCAUUUAAAUUGAUGUUGUUAUCCUUUGCUUAUGACCACUAGGAGGCGACAAAAGUGCCACUCAUGAAAUCAACAUAGACUUUAUUCAUUUUGAACCAGAGUACAGUAUUGAUGAUGUAGACAACCUAAGGUGUUUUCAGCUGUUGUACCGCCACAAGAACUGGUAAGAGAACAUCCCUAAUCAAAAGAACUAUUUACAUAACGUUUUGUUAUUUCUUAUUUGUAUAUUUCUGAUGUUAUGUCUUAAAUAAUGAGUUUAUUAAACAUUGGAAUUAAACAAAGCUCUGAUCACCCGAACCUUUCAGUGAUCACCUGGUGGCUAUUGGGAACUGCCUUUACUCCACUACCACUAAAAUGAAUCCAAAACAGUUCAGUAGAGGACAACUGGAUCUUAAAGGGGUUUCACCUCUUCAUCCAUGAGUGUUGUUCAGUUCUAACUGACCUAUGGAAAAUUCUGGUAUUUAUCCUUGGAGUUACUGAGUGGGUUGUUAUAGUAACUCUGAGGAUAAAGACCAGGGUUUUCCAUCAGUCUGUUAGAACUAAAGAAGACUCUUGGAUGAAAAGGUGAGAUAUCUUCAAGAAACCAGGACAGUCCAGUUGCCCUUUAUUUAACUGAUAUGGAUAAGAACCUACACGUCUCCACUAAAAGUUUGCAUUAAGCCACCAGGGGGAGUAAGAGGGUUCUAAUUAUACCGCAUAAUGGAUAACAAUUGGAAAAAAAAAAUGUAUUCUUGGUUUUUUGUUUUUUUUAGCAGAUAUGUGCUCCACCUCUGUAGCAUUAACCUUUAUCACAGGAGCUUUAACGUCAGGGAUUUAGUUUUUAUACACACACACAUAUAUAUAUAAAUAGAUAUAAAUAUAUAGAUUUUAGAUUUUUAUAAGGUUAGCUUAGCUCAACUGUAUCUGCAGUAUUCAGACAUAUUUUACACAGGCACAUGUAUCGCAAGAAUGAGGACACUGGAUUGUGAUUGUGUUAUUGAUUCUCACACAGUAAUAAUUAAGAUAUUAUUUAUGUCAUAUAUGUUUUUUAUUGUGCCUUGUGUUCUUUUGUUCUGUUCUCUUUUGAUAAACUCUCUAAAUUUAAGGGGCAGGAGGAGAAGAUAUUGGAGCAACAUAUUCUGUUAAUGGUUUAAGGUUUUGCUGCUGCAUCACAGACUUCACAUUUAAGGGAUCAAUGGUGUUGAGAAGCACAAAAACAGGGAGGGAUGAAAAUCAAGUCCUGAGUUGAACUUGACCUGAAGCUUGACUCCCAGCUGUUUAGCCAUGUAAGGUAAAUCAGAAAAACUACGGUUCUAAACUCUGUAACCACUGGUUUGAAAUGUUUAACACCUCGUUUCUAUGUUGGUUUUUUUUUUUUUCUGCACCUGGAAUCUUGAGUGUUUGAAAUGCAAAUGAUGAUAUUAAACAUUCAAAGUAUUUUUGUCAUCAGUAAGGUAAAGAAAAAUUGCCUGCAAAGACUGCCAAAUGAUUAAAGCCAUAGAAGUAAAACAAAGUUUUAAAAAAAAUAAUAGUAAUAAUAAUAAGCCAACAAACGCAGUAUGUCUGUAACUGCUAAUGUUUGUGCUAUCGUACACCUGUUUAAAUACACUAUAUUUAAAUCACUCAAGGUUUAACAUGGAGGAGAAACAAAGGAGCAAUUUACCCUUUAAGCCUUAAAACCACAGACUCUAGAAAAAUCCGACUGUAGAGGUGGAUUCAUCUUUUUUUUUAAUAAUCUUUACAGCAAUAAUCUGAAUCGCUUUGUGUCUCCUGGGAAAAAAAACAAAGUGAAUGGUUUUUAAAGUUUACAUGUAUUGUUUUUUUUGUCUUUGGAGUGUGAUUCACAGUUUUCAUAUUACAGUUGUUGGGAUUUUAAUUACAUAAUAUUACUACAUUAAUGUCAACUCUUUUUUUUUUUGUUCUCACAGGCCAUGGCUGCAUUAUUAUGUAAAAACAAACAAUGACUUAUUUUUGUAACUACAUCUUUCUGGUUCUAAUGUUCUUGGGUAUUUAUUUCCAUUCUUUCCCCCCAGAUUCUCUCUUUUGGUGAGAAGUUUCCUAAUACAACAUGAAAAUAAAAUGUACACUGUGA
Messenger RNA from Cynoglossus semilaevis (tongue sole), 5814 nucleotides. RefSeq names its product cingulin-like protein 1. Gene Ontology annotation, cellular component: myosin complex; bicellular tight junction. Gene Ontology annotation, biological process: protein localization to cell-cell junction. The coding region runs from base 166 to 3591 and encodes 1141 amino acids. The transcript is spliced from 22 exons. The record is from RefSeq and is a predicted model, not a curated record. NCBI's taxonomy places the organism in Eukaryota, Metazoa, Chordata, Actinopteri, Pleuronectiformes, Cynoglossidae.